Paramecium tetraurelia is the source of this 9330-nucleotide messenger RNA. RefSeq lists its product as uncharacterized. NCBI's taxonomy places the organism in Eukaryota, Ciliophora, Oligohymenophorea, Peniculida, Parameciidae. The transcript is spliced from 6 exons. The record is from RefSeq and is a predicted model, not a curated record.
AUGUAAAAAAAUAGUCUAAGUUUGCUAAUUACUAUUCUUCUAACUUUAAUUGAAUAAGUUAAUUCAAGUUGCAAUUACAUAAGCACUGAGUCUGUAAUAUUAAGCCUAUCUAAUCCUGAAUAGGAGAUAGAUGUUAAAUUGGAAAAUAGGUAUUUAAACUCUAAAGACAACAUUGGGUAUGGUUUAUGGAUGAAAUACCAGCCGUUCAUCCCAAUUACAGAUAUAAGUUUUUCAGGAAAGGGUUCAGCAUCCUCUGGAUAGUUCAUCUAUUUACUCUAGUAAAAAGAAACAAAAUUCAAUUUGUUAGCUUUUUAUACUUCUAUUUCUGAUUAAACAUUAACUAUUACUCACAAUGUGUUUUAUUCAUUUAAAAAAACAACUGGCACUUUAGUAUUUACUUUUGAAUAUGGAAAUUAUGAAGGUUAAUGGAUAUUAUUUUAUUUCUAUUUUAAUCUCUUAUCAGACUAAACAAUUAUCGGAUUUUAUUCAUAGUAACAGACAAUUUCAACGAAAACAUAGACAGUAAAUGACAUACCUGCACUUGUCAAAGAUAUUACUCAUGCGGUAGGAGGGAAAUAGGAGAUAACAAAUUAAUUGGGAGAGCAACUUAGAUUGACUUAGUUUAUCGGAAGACUUUCCACAGUUUUCAGUUAGGGGUCAGUAAAUAUAUUUUCAAACUUGGGGACGUUCUUAUUAGGUUGUUCUAUCAAUUCCGAAUGCUCUGGAUCUGCAUAUACAUUAUCAAGUAGCAAUUAAGCAUUUUUGGGAUAGGGGUAUACGUCUGGUACAACAAGUGUAUUUGAGUAUCCAAAAUUUGUAAUAAAAGGAUGGUUAAAAUUACAAUUGUUUGAGAAGUCACCCCUCGUUACUGUGAUAUUCAGAGUCACAAUAAAUCAAAACUAUGAGGAUGACAUGGAGAUUGGAGAUAAAGAUAUCUACUUGUAGUAUCAUCAGAAUAUCGCUCCAGAAUCAAAUGGAUUUCAAAUAACCACUUAUUCAUACAAUUUUCCAACUUCAAACAGGUACACUAGUGCUGCAACAGAUAUCUUGAGUGACUACGGAGCAUAAUAUUUGGAAUUAUUCAUAAAAUGGCAUUAUAUUUAAUAUGAAAUCGGAACAAGCAAUAACUAAGGCGAACCAAUUUUUACAAUGUAUUUUCCAUCACUAUUGGUUAAGAAGUAAACUUACAAAUGGAGCAGUAAGAUAAAACAUUUCACAGGAACAAAAAUGUAUUAUUCAGUUGGUGGCGAUAAAUAUAGUAAAAAUUAUUUGGAAGGACACAUUAGCGAUAUGUAAUUAAUUUAGUAUUGCACAACUCCUAUAAUUACAUUAUCCCCUAAUUGCCAUUAUUCAUGUCUUACUUGUGAUGGUCCUAAUAGCAACAAUUGCUUAUCAUGUCCAUUGAAUAGUCAAAGAAUCUAGUCAGUAACCCAAAAGAUUUGUGCCUGCAAAUCCAAAUAUGUGGAUAUUGAAAAUGAACCGAUCUGCAGACCAGUAUCAGAAAUCUUUCCAUAGAUGACAGAGGUAGAAUUGGAGUUAUAGUGUGAUACUCCAGGAUAUGAUGUUUGCACAACAGAGAAAAAAGAAUGUUCAUUUGGUUAUUUCUUAUAUGGAGGGUAUUGCUUAUAAUGUCCUGGUUAUUCCACAUUUUCUACUAGAAGUGUAAUUUAAUGUUCGAAUUGUUUGUUUUACCCAGGCGCCUUCUCAUAAUCUUUAAGGUGUAUUCAAGAUACGGUCACUUAUGAUUAUAAUGAAAAUUUUUCAUAUUAAACCGUCGACAGAACUGAGAAAGACAUAGAAUUUUAUAAUGUAAUUGUAAAUGUAAAUGGAGAUUAUGAAUUAUAACUAAUGGAAGGAUUUGAUCACUCUGAAACUUGCAAAGAAGGGUACUUUUUAAGUAAUGACAAUUGUUUCUCCUGUGCUAAAGGAUGUCAAGUUUGUCAAAAUGAAGAGAUAUGUAAAACCUGCUCUUCUGGUUAUGUUUUAACAGUAGACUUUUAAUGUAUUCAAUGUUAAGGAUGCUCAGAUUGCACAAUAGAAUCUGAAAUAGCAAUAUGCAGUUCCUGUGCAACUGGAACAUACCUUUCAUCAGAUGGACCUUGUAUUCCAUGUGGGAUGAAUUGUUCAAGUUGUGAUUCUAAUGGCAUUUGUUUAUACUGUGAUGAUCCUACUAAAUAUUUUUAAACAUUUGAUGGUCAAAAUUGCCAACCUUGUAGUAUCACAAAUUGUAUCUAUUGCUAUUAAUACUAUGUUAAAAAUGGAAUUACCUAUACAACCCUUGAUAUAAAUUAUGAUAUUCUUGAACUAAAUUAAGAGAAGUUCUUAGUUGGUUGUGCCAGCUGCCAGGCUAAUCUAUAUUAUAAUGUGCUAACAUAGACUUGUUAAGAAAAACCACCUACAACUCCUACAACAACUUCAACUGAUCCAUUCAGUGGUGGUGGUGGUGGUGGCGGCGGUGGAGGUGGAGGAAGUAGUGGAGGAGGUGGUUCAUAAGAGCAAGUUAAUGAUUGCAGUUCUGGGCUCAUUAUCAAUGCUGCGGGUGACUCUCAAUGUUUAAUUAGUACAACAAGUAAGACUUCAACUCAAAAUACAGAUUGCUCAUCAAUCUCAAAUUGUUCACAAUGCAUCCAAAAAUAUAGUUCAUCAAUUACUUUUUGCAUGUUGUGUGUAGAUGGGUAUUAUUCAGCAAUAUUAACUGGCUAAUGCUUACAAUGUGAUUCAAAUUGUAAGAGUUGUACUUAAUAGAGUUCGAAGUAUCAGGAUUAUUGGAAAUGGAAUAUAAAGGCUUACUAUAAAUACAUCCUUAAUUCAGAUGAUUCACAUGCAUUUGAAUCCUAUGCUGUAGAGACAGUACAAAAUAAUUUUGAAUUGAUUUGCACAUCCUGUCCUUUAGGGUAUAUUUUAUAUAAGCAUAAGUGUAUCAAAAAUUGUGAUAUAGAAUGCACUGAUUGUGAAGUAAUAAAUGGAGUUGCUACUUGUAUCUAAUGUUUGGAAACUCCAUAGGGAUUUUUAAAAAGUCAUGAUUCAAAUGGAGCUUGUUAGACAUGUCCAAGUAAUUGUGGAGCAUGUUUAGAAAGGAGUGUUUCAGACAUUGCCAAAUUCAAUCCUUAUUUCCUGUCCUCUUCCUCAAAUUUAAAAUAUACAAAAAUUUGCUAUGAAAAAUUCAAUUUGGAUUCUCCUGAAGGUUAAUACUUUAAUGAUCAAUUAUUGAAAACUAUUACCUUUUGUGAAACCUAUAAUAAAUGCUAUUACCAAGUGAUCUUAGUUUAAAAUGUUUAUUGUUCAUAUGAGUAUAUGAAUUAAACAGCCUCUGAUUUGUCAGGAGAGGCGUUGAAUGUUUUUAAAAUGAAAAAUAUUCACAUAUCUGAACUCUUUUAGAAGAAUUAUUUAGCUGCCGUUGAAACUACUGGGUUGUUUUAGUAUCUAAAUGAGAAAGUAAUACGUGAAGUUGUCUUUGAAUAUACAAUUAUUUAGAAAUCGGGAGAGAUUUGUAAUAUCCAAUCAGGCGGUUAACUCUUUUCAAAAAUUUAAUAAAAUGUCUUUACUGUUCAAUCUGUUAACAUCAAAUUUAUUGGACAGUUAUAUCCAACAACGAUAACUUUAGAAUCAACAUUAACAUUGAGCAACUUCACUACAAUUACUUUUCAAAAUAUCAAAUUGGACACAAUGAAUUCCUAAAUCCAGAGUUUCAUGGAAUCUGCCAUAAUUUUAGAAAAUAAAGCCCUGAAUCUUAAUUUAGUUAUUCAAGACUGUGUUUUUACUACAACUAAUUCCACCCCUAGUAUACGCUCAUUUUAUUUUUUGUCUCAAUAAGGUUAUUCUUUGAGUAUCAAUAAUUUGAUUAUUGACAACCUAAAGGUUAUAAACUCAGAAAUAUUUUCAUUCAUUUCAACAUCUCAAUUCAAUCCAAACAGUUUAACAGUUUAUGAUUUGAAGGUAAUCAAUUCGUAUUUUUCAUCUACAGAUUUAUUCUACUUUGAAGCAAAAUAGAGUUUUCUUACUUUUAAUAUAAUGAUGAAAUCAAUAACCAUGACCAAUACAAUAUUUGAAAAUUCGAAUUUUAUGAAGUCAUAAACCUAACUGGACUAUGACAUUGGUCCUGUAUUGAUUAAAGAAAUCGAUCUCAAGGCUGUAACAAUUAAAGAAAAAUCAUCGCUGUUCAAUAUUCAAGGGGCACAAUCGUUUAAGCUUUAAGGUCUAACUAUGUCAGAUAGCGUUAUUUCAUCAAACUCUUACCUUUACAGUUGCAAUAUCUUUCAAUUACAGGAUAUCUAUAUAAACAAUACUAGUAUUUCUAGCAGCACAAUAUUCAGUAACGACGUCGAAUACUCAUUAUCAUAUAAUGCACUAAUUAAUGCUGCUAAAGUGUCAAUUAUUAAUUGCACAAUUGAAAAUGUUAAUUACAAUAAUCAACAGGCUAUCUUAAAAAUAAUCUAAUUAGAAAAGAUAUCUGCUCUAAUUGUUUCAAUACAGUAAUUUACAUUAUCAAAAAGUGUGAUUACAGUAAAAGUGAAGACUACUUAUAUAUCCUAUCAAUAAUCUAUCAUCUAUCUAGAAUGUUAAACUUGUGUUUUGGAGGAAGUUGAAAUUCAAAGAGGGUAUGGUCUACCAGAAAUAACGAUCCUAAACUCUUAGAGUCUGUCAUUAAAUAGGAUCAAGUUUACUUAAUCAACUUUAUAUCACUCCAAAACCCUUCAUUAAUCCGUUGAUUGCAUGCUCAAGUAUGCCUAUGAGAACAUGUAUUUCUACUUGUACAUAGGAUUGUAUCAGAACAUCACAAUAAAUAAUUUAGAAUUGUCCAGUUCGAUAGCUUUUAACAACCCUUUUAUAAUUAUUAAGGCUUAUGAUUUGAUGGAGAAAAUACAAAAUGAAUACAUCAGCAUCACCAAUAGUAAAUUUUAUUCAAACAUGUUAAUAAUAACAAAAAGAAACACUGCUACUUCGCUUAUAUCUUUAUUUUCAGAAUAGAACUGCAAAGUAAGCAUAAACUGUGUAGUAUUUAUUAAGAAUCAUUUAAAUGAGUAUGUUUAAGAUUUAUCAAGACAAUCUGCAUCUACCUUGUUGCUUUAAUCACAGCAGGGUGAUGUUGAAAUAUCCAAUUCAGUGUUCAAAAACAAUAUCGUCACCAACUCAACAAAUUCUAUCUUAUACAUAAAAUCUAUCAAUGUUGUAUUCCAGAAAAAUCAGUUUUCUAACAAUAACAUAUUGUAACUUUCGACAUUAGCCUAGAAUCUACUGCUAUUUGAAAACUAAGAACAGAUUGAUGGAAUGAGUUUGACCUAGGUAUUUCCAAUCAAUUCAAAAAGUGGAAAUGGUUUGAUAAUAGCCAAUAUCAUCUCAAUAAAUAAGACAUCAGUCAACAAUUCAUUUUCAUUAUAUGGAGGUGGGUUCUAUUUAGAUGCUUAAGUUACAGGUGCUAUCACUAUUUAGAACUCAGUAUUUUAAAAUACAUUAACUAGCUUAUCAAGUUCUUCAUUUUCAACAGGAGGCUGCCUCUAUAUCGAUGCCUAAUUGUCAGAGUUAAAGCUUCGAAUAUAUUAAACGACGAUAGAAAACUCAUUUAGCAGGAUUCAAGGAGGUGGCAUCUAUAUCGUACCUUCAUAACAAUAAAACUAUGUUGAUCUACAAAAUCUAACCAUAAUAAAUUGCUUUUCCAUCCAACAUGGUUUCUUCUCAUAUAUAUUAUCAAGUUUGUAGAGCAUAUAUUCGGAAGUUCGUUUUGGUGGUAUAUAGUUUGUAGCGACAAAAACUGGCUUUAUGAAAUUUUUAUCUCUUUUAGAAUCACCAACGACUGACGAUAUAGAUGAGAUUAGAAAUAACAAUCCUAUGAUUAAAGUCAAAUAUGGAUCAGUUUAUAUGGAGAAUUGCAGCUUUGUUUCAACCCACAUUUAAUUCUUGUUGGAUUUUGAGUUUGCUACUAGUAUUGUUUUAAAAGAUAUUUUCAUCUUGAAUUCCACAAUCUUAUUUUCUCCUUUGAUAAGAUUAAGUUUAAGAUAAUAGGCUAGUGGAAGUAUAUUGUUAAUUAAUAUCAAUGCGGAGAAUGUAUAGCAGUAUACUGAUUAUUCAGAUUCUUUUUGUUUUAUUUCGACAUUUCAAUAGAUUUAAUCGUUAACAUGUCCUGGAAGUAUCCCUAAGGACAAUCCGAUUAUAGAUGAUUAUGAUACCUCUCUCUAUUAGCAAUUGUAAUAACUUUGUAAUUAAAAUGAUGUUUAUAAAAUUGCAAAUUAUAAUUUCAGCUUAUUCGAGAUAGAUAACUUGAAUUCAUCUCAUAGUUUUGAGGUUCAAGAAUUGAAUUUUGAUUCCAUCAUAUGUAUGUCGUGUCAAUAUGGUAUCUUCAGGAUUAAGGGUAUAUAUUAAUUAGAUAAUGAAAACAUCCUUUUCAAUAAAAUCAAGAUCUAAAAUAGUUAAUGUGGGUAGACAGGAUGUCUUUCAUUGAUAUCGCAGUAUGACUAAUCUUUUCUGAGAAGUGAUCUAUUAGCAACGAACAGAAGAAGGCAGCUCCAGAAACAUGAUUACAUAAAUUUGAUAGAGAAAUUAGAUCAUUAAGCUAGGAUAAUACAUAGUAAGUUUGUAAACAACUAUGCAACCUAUGGAGGAUCAGUGUUCAUUGUUUAACUAAAAACAAUAAUUCAUAAUUGUUUGUUUCAGAAAAAUAAAGCAGAGAUAGGAGGUGCAAUCUAUUAUUAUUCUAAUGAAUCUUAAAUGAUAAUAUUUGAAAGUGAAAUAAUUGAAAAUGAGGCCAAAAUUGCUGGAGGAUUGUACUUGAAUAAGUAGUAGCUGCAGAAAACGAUGUAAUUGGAUGUAUUUUUAUCAAAUAACAAUUCAACUCUCUUUGGCUCAGAUGUCUUUGAGAAUCCAAGAUCUCUGACAAUAUCUGUCGAUGGAGGUCAGACCUUUUUAACCAAAGUUUAAGUAACCCAGAAUUCAACUACAAUCAUUGAGAAAAUAGUAGUCACUCCAUAUAAGAUUUUGGGAUCAUCUGAAAAGGUGAAAUAUUUAACAUUCCCCUCUGGCAGACAGAUAGAGUCAUAUGAAUUCUUUGAUCAAUAUCAAUCCUAGUAUAUUCCUUAUAAUUUAACCUUUCGUAUCAUCGCUCUUAACAAAUAUAACACUCAAGAGAAGAAAUUAGCUGGGACUACCUGCACUCUGACUCCUACAAUAAUCAACAUCACAAGCGAAGUGGUAGCACUAGGAUUAGUCGGAAGUUUAUCCUACAGUAAAGUGAAAUUUAAUGAGAGCACUGGUGAUUACAAUCUAGAUGAUUUAAUCAUCUACUUCAAUCCGAAGUAUGAAGAAGAAAUCAUCUUAAGAUUGAACAUCUAGUGCAACAUUAUCUCAAUUCCAGAAUACGAUGCUAAUCCUCCCUAUUUAAUUAAGAAUUACAUAACUAACUACAAUUUGUAAGUAGACAUCAAGACUUUCAACUGCUAAUUAGGAGAAUUCUUAAAUUCAACCUCUGGAGGCUGCACAUUGUGUGAUGUCAUACAAAAUCAGUACUAGGUGCAAUGGAGUGCUCAGAGUUGCAGUUAUAAGGAUGACUUAAAAAUGAAAUCAAUAGAAUCUUCAAUGAUUGAAUUAAGAUCAAGCUAUUGGAGAGCAUAUUAUUAUAGUCAAACUAUUGAAUACUGUUAUCACCUGACUGAGAAUUGCGAGGGAGGAUGGUCACCAGGAGAUGAAUCUUGCAUAGUUGGACACAUAGGUGCUUUGUGUGAGUAAUGCGACUUGUACAAUGUUCGAGGAGAUGGGUCUUACUCACUAAGUUCUUCGUAUUCCUGUGGUAGUUGCGAUGAAAUCUUUGGAAAUGUGUUAACUAUAUUCUUCAUCAGCAUAUGGACCCUAGUCUCAAUUUUGAUGUCUGUAAGCAGCACAGUCCAGAUGAUUGAAGAAUUUAUUAUUGGAAUUCGAUUGAAAGCAUUCGGAGUCACGGUUGUCAUAAAAUAGGCUUCCACAGCCAUAUUAAUUAAGGUAUUCACUAACUACCUAUAAAUCAUUUCGACUAUUUCUACAUUCUAACUGUAAGUGCCUUCAGGACUGGCAUCAAUCAUUAAUAGUGCUGGCAACCCUAUUGAAUCUAUGGCAUACUCUCUAGAUUGCUUUUUAAUAAACGUUUCGGAUAUUUUGAUCAUAUACUUUAGGAUCGUAUGGAGUCUGAUGAUGGCAUCUUCCUAUAUAACGGUGUUCUUUACUUUGGGAGGAGUAGCAAUUCUGUUUAACUCCAUAAAGUUUAGGUUCUCUUAUAUCACUACAGCUCUCAUCUAUGUGUUCAUCUACUUGUAGCCGAAUUUGAUAGGGGGAUUGAUCUCCUUAAUAUCCUAUAGACUAAUUUCAGACGAAUAUUGGAUUCAAGGGAAUGUGGCCUAUCGCUAUGACACAUAUCAGCAUUUUAAAUGGUUGUUGGGCUUUUGCUUUCCCUUGUUGCUGUUCUUUGGAGCCAUUAUGCCCAUUUACUUGUGGUAUGGAGUUAGGAAGAAUUUGCAUCGUUUGGAUCUUACGAAAGUUAGAUAAAUCUGGGGUUACCUCUAUAAUGAAUACAAGUUGCAUGCUUAUUAUUGGGAGACGAUCAAAAUCCUGUAGAAGGAAUUGAUUAUAAUUGUGUUGGCUUAUUAUGAGGAUCACAUCCCGAUUAAAGCGUCCCUUGUGUUUUUAGUCCUCUUUGGAUAUAGCUUUCUAACUACUGCUCAAAAACCUUACAUGUCAGGCGAUCUCAAUUACUUAGACACCAAAUCCACCAUUGCUUGUGCAGUUUCAAUUAUUUUAGGCAGUUCCAUUUACACUGCCUAAUAAUCAAAUCUAUAAGAAAUUGUUUGGCCAUUUUACGUGAUUAUUGGAAUCCUGAAUGCAUUAUUCAUAGCUGAGAUACUCGUUAAAAUAUUAUUUGCCUAUUUUUAAAAAUUGCAUGAUCAAAUUGAUUAUGUCAAGGACUUUAUCAAGAGUCAUUUUCCAAAAGCGAUCAGUAGGUAUCCAUUUCUGAAUGAGUUAUUUGAGAGCAAAAAGAAAAAAUAGGAUAGGAUCAGAGAGAGGUAUGGUAAACUAAGAGUGCAUCUCAUAUGCUAAGCUAAAAAGAUAUUAGAAUUUAAACGGAUGAAUAAUUUAGAAAUCCCAGGCAGAAUCAGAACUGAUUUGUUAGAUAGCCAUGAUGACUAAUAAGAAAAACAUGAAUAAAAAUUAGGAAUUAAUUCUAUUAACAGUCCAUCAAUGGAUCCCUCUGAUAAAAUUGAUUUUAAAUUGGAAGUACCCUAAGCCAGGUUUCAAAAGAUUUAUCCAGAAUUUCCCUUACAUUACAUUCCAUAAGAUAGUCUGAAAUCCAGUUUUCAUUAAUCAUCAGGCUGA